Molecule: messenger RNA, 2486 nt
Organism: Photinus pyralis (common eastern firefly)
Lineage: Eukaryota; Metazoa; Arthropoda; Insecta; Coleoptera; Lampyridae
Gene: ClpX
Product: ATP-dependent Clp protease ATP-binding subunit clpX-like, mitochondrial
Exons: 9
Coding region: 322-2124 (600 amino acids)
Biological process (GO): proteolysis; protein catabolic process
Cellular component (GO): mitochondrial matrix
Molecular function (GO): ATP hydrolysis activity; protein dimerization activity; ATP binding
Source: RefSeq, a predicted model, not a curated record
UGUGCUCGUUUAGAGCCCGGCCUGGGGGCAAUAGGCACUAAACACAGCAAAAUUUGAUGACAUUUUAAAAAUAAAUAUGUCAUUUUUUCCAAAAUUUUAAUAGUAAUUAGUCCGUUGUUAUUUGUUGACACACUCUCUGGGUAAAUGUUAUCAAAAUUUGAAGUUUGCAUAUGAAAUCGAACUUUGUCACAAGUUUGGUUAUGUUUUUUUCUUGAGUGGUUUUUUAGCGUCAUGACAUUGGAACCUUGACAUCUUAUCAUUUAUUUAAUAUAAAAGUUCAAAAGUGGCACAAAUCUGAGAGGUAUCCCAUAUUAAUUCGUUAUGACUUGUGUUCGUUGCAGUGUAACUACGGCAGGGAGAUUAAUACAGGUAGCACGAAACUUAAAAUUGCAAGGCGGCUUAUUGGCAUAUAAACAAACAUCUCCUUUACUUGCCAAUUAUAUUUCGUCAAAUGUCAUUUUGUUCAAAUCAAGCGGUUCUGGCGAUCCUCCUCCAGAAAAUCCCUCUUCGAAAGAUGUCUCCAACAACAUACCACCUCCUCCUACAACUCCAAGCGGAGGUGGGAGUGGGAAGAAUAAAGGGGUGCUUUCAUGCCCAAAGUGCGGAGAUCCUUGCACCCAUGUAGAAACAUUCGUUAGCUCGACAAGGUUCGUAAAAUGUGAAAAAUGUCAUCACUUCUUCGUCGUAUUAAGUGAAGUUGAUUCGAAGAAAAAGGAAGGAGUGGAAGCUAAAGCGGGCAUCUUUCGUAAACCGCCACCUCCUCCUAAGAAAAUAUACGAUUAUCUUAAUAAACAUGUAGUGGGUCAGGAGCAUGCCAAAAAGGUUUUAUCGGUUGCUGUAUAUAAUCAUUAUAAACGAAUUUUUAAUAAUAUUCCAAACAACCAAAGCAAUACUUCACGGCAAGAUAUGGCUGUGAUGGAACAAGGUCCGCAUCAUAAUUUUACACAUAGAGACCUCCUCCAUAUCACAGGGAUGGGCCAUAGUAAUUCAUCAUUGGGCUUCAACUUUCAAAAUACUCAAUCGGACACUACAACAACCGUGCGCCAUGCUCCUUUGGGUUCAGAUAUUCUAGACCAAACAUCUCAUGAUUUAAAACUGGAGAAAAGUAAUAUUUUACUUUUAGGACCGACUGGAUCAGGCAAAACGUUACUGGCCCAAACUAUUGCUCAAUGCCUUGAUGUCCCUUUUGCAAUUUGUGAUUGUACAACUUUAACGCAGGCAGGUUAUGUGGGGGAGGAUAUCGAAAGUGUAAUAGGAAAAUUACUUCAAGAUGCCAGUUACAGUGUGGACAGAGCGCAAAUUGGUAUAGUAUUUUUAGACGAAGUAGACAAAAUUGGAGCUGUGCCUGGAAUUCAUCAAUUACGGGAUGUGGGAGGAGAAGGAGUUCAACAAGGAAUGCUUAAAAUGCUUGAAGGUACUAUAGUUAACGUUCCGGAAAGGAACUCUCCUAGAAAAUUGAGAGGUGAGACUAUACAGGUUGAUACCACUAAUAUCCUAUUUGUGGCAAGUGGAGCAUAUAAUGGAUUAGAAAAAUUAGUUCAGCGUAGAAACAAUGAAAAUUAUCUUGGGUUUGGCGCGCCAGUUUCCAAUAGUCAAGGACGUCGCGCGGUUGCCCAACAAGCACUUUACGAAUCUUCCACAUCGGCGGAAGAAGAAAACUUGGAAAAAGACACAGCAUUAAGACAAGUCCAAGCAAGAGAUUUAAUUGAAUUUGGAAUGAUACCUGAAUUUGUGGGUCGGUUUCCUGUACUUGUACCUUUUCACAGCCUUAACGAAGCACUUUUGGUUAGAAUUCUGACGGAGCCGCGAAAUGCCAUUGUUCCACAGUAUCAACGUUUAUUAGCUAUGGAUCAAUGUGAAUUGUGUUUUAGUACCGAAUCAUUAAAGGCAAUUGCGAGAUUAGCGAUGGAGAGAAAAACGGGAGCGAGAGGCUUGAGGGCUAUAAUGGAAACCCUACUAUUGGAACCGAUGUUUGAAGUACCUGGUUCAGAAAUAACAUCUGUCAAUAUAACUGAAGAGUAUGUAAAAGGGGAGUCUGGGCCAUCCUACGUAAAGAGCACCGAUGUUCAGGAUGCAACAAACGAUGACGAAGAUGUAAAAGCAUCGGUUAGAUUGAAACAGUAAGAUUCUGCUGAUUUAAAAAAUCUAUUUUAACACUACCUUGAAGUGAGAAUAUUCAGGAAAAUUACCUUUGUACAGAAUUUAAAUAGGUACCAAUUGCUGUCCCAUUAAAAACACUUCACAAUAAUUUAGAAAUUUUAUUAUACUUUAACUUUGAGCAAAAAAUGUUCCUAAACAGUGGUGUUAUAGAGCCAAAUUUUCUUCAGAAGGAUAAAGAAAAGCUUUGACAUUUAUUUGGAUAAAUUGAUAUCUACCACUGUAUGCUGGUAUAGGUAAAUGACAUCAUUGUCUCUAAAAUUAAGCUGUAAAGAAAACAGUACCAUUCAAGGAUGUACAUAUUAUUCAUAUUACAAAUUAAUCAUUUA